Tigriopus californicus is the source of this 1819-nucleotide messenger RNA. RefSeq names its product protein fuzzy homolog (gene fy). Lineage: Eukaryota; Metazoa; Arthropoda; Copepoda; Harpacticoida; Harpacticidae. Gene Ontology annotation, biological process: vesicle-mediated transport; non-motile cilium assembly. The transcript is spliced from 9 exons. Bases 132 to 1436 code for a protein of 434 amino acids. The record is from RefSeq and is a predicted model, not a curated record.
UCGGAGUGGUGGUAGAUGGAGGAAUGGUUGGGUUGAAGUAUCAAAACAAGAGACAGACCAUUUCGUAUAGCGGUAGUUGUCAUCAAACCCAUUUUUGUGCCUAGUUUCAACGCAACAACAAGAACGAGACCAUGUCUGUAUAUUUGGUGUGCAUUACCACUGGCGGGGGUAUUCCAAUUCUCAGUCGCAAGCAUGGGGACAUCAAAUCAUUACCAUUUCCGCUCUUGGCUUCGCUGAAUGGUGUGGCUUUAUUUGGUGAAUCCCAUGACAUUAAUCUAAUAUCAACCUCGACCAGAGAUUGUCGGAUUGUUUGGCGGGAUUUCCACAAUAGUAUCCGGUUAAUUGUGGCAGUGUCAAAUGAUACCAUCUCUGAGGUUCAUAUCCACAAACUGUUGGACCUAAUCUUCCAAUCCAUGGUAUUGACCGUGGGCCUUAAUGACUUAGUUGGACAACGUAAUGUGGAGAGAACCAAGCGAGAUCUCCGGGCGAGUUACUUCAUCAUCGAUCGAUUGAUCAGUCUCAUGUCUCCGAGUGAAAGUUACACCAAUUUUGGAGAUCUCGUGGGUGCCGCGGAUUGUGUUGUAUUUCCAGAAUCUCAUUUAAUCCAAAACUAUCUUGAAAGCUAUGUUGAAAGCGUGGACUCGACAUACGGUUGUGUCAUGGUUGACGGUCGAAUCGCGUGUGCCACCAAGAACUGGUGGUCACUUCAUCCCGACGAGAUCAACUUACUUUCCCUGUCAGUUCUCACGGACAAUUGGUCCACUUUAAGAGAUGUGCCCAUUUUCUUACCUGUCAAAAGUCCAACAGUACCGUUUCGGUUUAUCGUGUGCCAAUUGCUGGCCAACGUGACCGUUUGUUCCUUGUGUGGACCAGCCCCACAAUUGCCGGCUAUUGAAGGGAUGAUCCAGAAAAAUUGGAAAAGCACGCACAAUUUACUCUCAUCUUUGGCUUCCAUUGUUCCUCGGGGUUUUCCUUCUGUUCCAAUUGAUUCAAAUAUCUUGGGGCUGAUAUUGGUGAAUUUGGACAAUAAACGCGUUAUAAGCUCUCUGCAACCCAUUAUAACAGAUCCAAUGGCAAAAGAUCCUCUUGGACCAACAACAAGAAACAUGCCCAAUGCUCGAAAGUUUGAUAUUCUACGAACUUUUUAUCGGAACACGGUAGGACCGAUCUUCCCCGACCAUUUUGUUCCAACGCCACAUGCCGCUGAUGCCAAAGGAGAUUUCCCGAGCAUGAAUGUCUCACAUGCAGUAUUAAAACAUCCCGUCGGUGAGACCUACCAAUGUUCAGAAUUCCACAAAUGUUACGCAUUACAGCAUCGGCAAUACCAAUUGUUUCUCCUUUUCACCUCCAACAUACCGAAUCAUUUCAUGAGGAACUCGGCUCAUCGAACGCUUCAGUUGUUUCUCAGCGACAAGACUUUCCAAAUCAUACGAUGAAAGCGAUCUCUCCGUUCGUUCAAUGUUUUCCUUUUUUUUUGUUCUGAAUGGUUUCGUUUUUGUAUGAAAAGAAUGUUGCAAUUUUCAAUCCAACCAUCAGAAUGUCACUAUGGUUUAGAUGUUCGUCCGAGUUAAACACGCCAUCUCGGCUGGUUUUCAUCAUCAGUGCAAAAAAAAUGUCAUCCUCGAUUAAAUAUUCAAAUGCUCAACUCAAAAUCUCAGUAAUGAGCACGACCCAAAUAUGAGCUCAUCCAGAGAACUGGUUCUAAAGGGAAAUCUUUUAGGCCUUGGAUCUUAUUUUAAACCAUCGAAAUUGAGCAGGUGUUUCAAGAUACCAUUUCCAGUUUUACAUGUGAUCAAAUGAUACUUUGGAGAGUAACGGA